AUGGAGGGCGAGGCGGGCGAGCGGGCUCCGCUGCUCGGCGCCCGGCGGGCGGCGGCGGCGGGCGGGGCGUUCGCGGGCCGGCGCGCGGCGUGCGGGGCGGUGCUGCUGGCCGAGCUGCUGGAGCGCGCGGCGUUCUACGGCGUCACGGCGAACCUGGUGCUGUUCCUGAACGGCGCGCCGUUCGGCUGGGAGGGCGCGCAGGCCAGCCAGGCGCUUCUGCUCUUCAUGGGCCUCACCUACCUGGGCUCGCCGUUCGGAGGCUGGCUGGCCGACGCCAGGCUCGGCCGGGCGCGCGCCAUCCUCCUCAGCCUGGCGCUCUACUUGGUGGGCAUGCUGGCCUUCCCGCUGCUGGCCGCGCCCCGCGCGCGCGCCGCGCUGUGCGGGGACCCGCGGCCCGAGCGCGUGCGUAACUGCUCGGCGCCGCACCCCAACGGCAGUGCCGAGUGCCCCGACGCCGACGCGCGCCGCUGCGCGCCCGCCACCUUCGCGGGGCUGGUGCUCGUAGGGCUCGGCGUGGCCACGGUCAAGGCCAACAUCACUCCCUUCGGUGCUGACCAGGUCAGAGACCGAGGUCCAGAAGCUACUCGGAGGUUUUUUAAUUGGUUUUACUGGAGCAUUAACUUGGGAGCCAUCCUUUCAUUAGGAGGCAUUGCCUAUGUUCAGCAGAAUGUGAGCUUUUUCAUGGGCUACCUGAUCCCCACAGUCUGCGUGGCAGUUGCUUUCCUGGUCUUCCUCUGUGGCCACAGUGUCUUCAUCACCAAGCCCCCUGAUGGCAGUGCCUUUACAGAUAUGUUCAGGAUACUGACCUAUAGCUGCUGUUCCCAGAGAAGUGGGCGGCGCUGGAGCAGCAGUGAAGGCAUUGGAGUCUUUCAGCAAUCUUCUAAACAAAGUCUGUUUGAUUCAUGUAAGAUGUCCCAUGGAGGGCCGUUCACAGAAGACAAAGUAGAAGACAUGAAAGCCCUGGUCAAGAUUGUGCCUGUGUUCUUGGCUCUGAUUCCUUACUGGACAGUGUACUUUCAAAUGCAGACCACAUAUGUUUUACAGAGUCUUCAUUUGAAGAUUCCAGAAAUCUCAAGUAUUAGCACAGCCCACCACACGUUCCCGGCAGCCUGGCUUACCAUGUUCGACGCGGUGCUCAUCCUCCUGCUCAUCCCACUCAAGGACAAGCUGGUGGACCCCGUCCUUAGGAGACAUGGCCUGCUUCCAUCCUCCCUCAAGAGGAUUGCCGUGGGCAUGUUCUUCGUGAUGUGUUCCGCCUUUGCCGCUGGCAUCCUGGAGAGUAAAAGACUGGACCUUGUGAAAGAGAAAACCAUCAACCAGACCAUUGGUGGUGUGGUGUACCAUGCUGCUGACCUGCCCAUCUGGUGGCAGGUCCCGCAGUACGUGCUGAUUGGCAUCAGUGAGAUAUUUGCAAGUAUAGCAGGUCUAGAGUUUGCAUAUUCAGCUGCCCCCAAGUCCAUGCAGAGUGCCAUCAUGGGUCUGUUCUUCUUCUUCUCUGGCGUCGGGUCAUUUGUGGGCUCAGGACUGUUGGCACUAGUGUCUGUCAAAGCCAUUGGGUGGAUGAGCAAUCAUACAGACUUUGGAAACAUCAAUGGCUGUUACCUGAACUACUACUUCUUCCUCCUGGCUGCCAUUCAAGGAGCUACCCUCCUGCUCUUCCUCGUUGUUUCUGUGAAGUAUGACCGCCAGCGCUUCAGGGCAGAUGCAGGGUCUGCCAGUGGGAGGGCAUGAUACUGCUGAGUCCCAUGUUGUUCACUAGAUCUCCAGACUCCUGAGGCCUCAGGGCUCCAAGGUGCCAAGAGCAGGCAACAUGGUAGAACACAGGGUCAGGAGGUGUCUGACUUCCCUAACUUGCAUUUUACCUGAACUGGUUUCUCCCUUCCUUCUGCCCAGAUGAACUAGGUAAGUGCCUUACUAUGGUAUGCCUCUGAUAUUCUCAGCCCUCUGAGAAGUGCAGGUUCCAGCGAUGCUUGUCGUUAGUCCUCUGCUAGUCCUGAGCUGGGAUUCAUGUGCCAAGUCCUGAGGACUACAUUAACCUGUCAGUUAGCAUCCUGAUUUCUUAAACACUUACUAUUACUUCCUCCCCACAAAGUAGAGUGUCUCUGUAAAAUUAACAAGAAUUUAUAUUGAGGAAUGGGAAGGUUCUUUUUAGUGAUAAGAGUAUGGCCAAAUGCUAUGGCAAAGGCCAGAUUGAUGGUGUUCAUGUUCCUAAGCCACAAGUCUUGCCAAGCCUCUUGAUGCCAUCAGUAGUGCAUAUCUCUCUCAAUGGCUGUGUAAAAAAUAUGUUUUAUUGAGACAAGGUCUCUCUGAGUAAACCAGGCUGGCCUCAAACUUGGGGCAAGUCCCCUGUCUUUGUUUCCCAAGUGCUGAGAGACAGGCAUGUAUUGCCAUGGCCUGUAAAACAAUUCUUGAAAUACUGACAUAACUGUCUCUUAAGUAGGAAAAUGCAUCAGUAAUCACUCAAGACCACAUGCCCCUCCAGAACCACAUAGCAACUAGGAGAUUUUAAAUGUGCCUAGUCAGUCCUUAUUUAUAAUUUUAUUCUGCAUACAACCCAAGCUGAAAGCUGGUGAGGAAUCACCUGAUAGGAUCAGUGAAAUGGAAGAUGUGGCCUUGAGCACUAUCAAUGUCACUGACCUUGUAUUAUUACUGAUGUAGUUGGGGUUCUAAGCAUGUUAACAAAACUGCUGUGUGUUUGUUGCUGUAUUUUUGGUAUAAUUUUAUUAUAAAAGCUUCUCCGGUGUGAGUUGA
This is a messenger RNA of Jaculus jaculus (lesser Egyptian jerboa), 2751 nucleotides long. RefSeq names its product solute carrier family 15 member 4 (gene Slc15a4). Gene Ontology annotation, biological process: transmembrane transport; histidine transport; oligopeptide transport. NCBI's taxonomy places the organism in Eukaryota, Metazoa, Chordata, Mammalia, Rodentia, Dipodidae. The coding region runs from base 1 to 1731 and encodes 576 amino acids. Gene Ontology annotation, cellular component: membrane. Gene Ontology annotation, molecular function: L-histidine transmembrane transporter activity. The transcript has 8 exons. The record is from RefSeq and is a predicted model, not a curated record.